Molecule: messenger RNA, 3515 nt
Organism: Chelmon rostratus (copperband butterflyfish)
Lineage: Eukaryota; Metazoa; Chordata; Actinopteri; Chaetodontiformes; Chaetodontidae
Product: oxysterol-binding protein-related protein 10
Exons: 13
Coding region: 244-2622 (792 amino acids)
Cellular component (GO): cytosol; intracellular membrane-bounded organelle; membrane
Molecular function (GO): cholesterol binding
Source: RefSeq, a predicted model, not a curated record
ACCGCCGAGGAAUAUGUCAGCUUUCUCACGCACCGAGGGACGCUCAAACCACCGGCGCUGCGCGGUCAAUGCACAUGCACUGCCUCUGCUUUAGUUCAGCAGACACACAUCGCCUUGAUUUCCACUUAUGCGCUGGUGAAACCUUCCCUGCUGCUGCUGCUGCUGCUUCUGGUCCAUCCCCGUCCCCUCCUCCCCUCUCUUCUUCCUCCUCCUCCUCCUGCUCUCUGCCGUCCCGUCGCCAGGAUGGACAAGACGCUCUACAGUCCGCAUCCCGUGGCCAACAAAGCCAACUCCUCCUCGUCGGACCGUGGGAAAUCAUCGUCGAGGAAGCCCGGGAGGACCGGGUCGCACAGCCCCGGCUCCGGCUCCCUGGGCGGCCCGGCUGGAGCGGCAGGCAGCCGGGGAGCUGUGCUUGGGAACAGCAUGAAUUUGCAGCAGCAGCAGGCGCGCAAGAGGCAGCUGGAAGGAGUGCUGAGCAAAUACACCAACCUGAUCCAGGGCUGGCAGAACAGGUACUUCGUGUUAGAUCCAGAGUUGGGACAGCUGCACUACUUUGUCAACGAGCAGGGGAAGAGCCAGAAGCCCCGUGGGUCCCUGCCCCUGAUCGGUGCCUCGGUAACCCCGAGCGACGAGGCUCCGCACAUGUUCAUUGUAAACUCUGUCAAUGGAGAGCUGUACAAACUCAGAGCCUCCGACGCCAAGGAGCAACAGUUUUGGAUGAGUCAGCUCCAAGCGUGUGCCAGACGUCACUCUGACAGCAGUGCCAAGGUGAGGAAGCUGAAGGGCUCUGAUGAGCAUUUGAGUGUGGAAAGAGCAGGAGGCCAGGAGGCGCUGGGCUCCUCAUCCUCUGGUCGGACCCGUAGUUUCUCCCUCCUCCCCCACCUAACUCCAUCUUCAUCCCCGGGUUCUCAGAGGCACCUGAGCCACACGGCCUCACCCAGCAACAUCGUCACCAUCACCCACCACAAAUCUCCGGCUGCGGCUCGGCGGGCCAAGAGUCAGUACCCAGGACGGCUGCUGGAGGUCAAAGAGGUGAUGUCUCAGGCAGAGGGCCAACAGAAAAACCUGGUCCAAUCCAUUGACUCUUUACCCACCAGAGGCCCUCUCUCCUGUCUGGACCAGGACCUGCUGCUGCUCAAAGCCACAUCGGCCGCCACGCUCAGCUGCCUGGGAGAGUGCCUGAACAUCCUCCAACAGACCCAGACCCACAGCCAGGCACCACCUCAGUCCCAGGCCUCUGACCGCAGUCAGGCUGUCCACGGAGCCCCCUCCGAUGGUGUUCCUGUGUGGACUGUACCAAAGUCGCCCUUAGGGGAGCCGUUGAGGAACGGAGGUCUGACUCCUCUACGAUCAGCCGAGCCCUCCCCAGCCCUCAGGAAAAGGAGUCUGUCCCAUGGUGCUGAGCACCACACAGGGCUGGAAGACAUCAGCCCCACUGAGGAGGUGACGGAUACGGAGGAUAACGAAGAGGAGGACCUGGGUGUCCUGGACGACCAGCGGAGCAUCAUCCUCCACCUGCUCUCCCAGCUCAAACUGGGCAUGGACCUCACACGGGUGGUGUUGCCGACCUUCAUUUUGGAAAAGCGGUCGCUGCUGGAGAUGUACGCCAACUUCAUGGCCCACCCCGACAUGUUCCUGUCCAUCACGGCGGGAGCCACGGCCGAGGACCGAAUAGUCCGUUUCGUUGAGUACUACCUGACCGCCUUCCACGAGGGGCGGAAAGGCGCCGUGGCCAAGAAGCCCUACAACCCCGUGCUGGGCGAGUCUUUCCGCUGCUCCUGGGAAGUGCCUCGGGAGAAAGUCAAACCUCUGGUCAGAUCGAACCAGGGGUCCUCUUGGGAGCCGAGCAGGGGCCCCAACAACACACAGCAGGCUGACGAUUCGCCGGGAGGCUGCUACAGAGUCCGGUUUGUGGCCGAGCAGGUGUCCCAUCAUCCACCGGUGUCUGGGUUUUACUGCGAGUGCCGGGAGAGGAGGAUGUGCGUCAACGCCCACGUAUGGACCAAGAGCAAGUUCAUGGGGAUGUCUAUAGGCGUGUCCAUGGUGGGAGAAGGGGUGCUUUGUCUCCUGGAGCACGACGAGGAGUACGUCUUCACGUUGCCCUGCGCCUACGCCCGCUCCAUCCUCACCGUGCCCUGGGUGGAGCUGGGGGGCAAAGUCUCCAUCAACUGUGUCAAGAGCGGCUACUCCGCCACCGUCACCUUUCACACCAAGCCUUUCUACGGAGGGAAGGUGCACAGAGUGACGGCAGAGGUCAAACACAACCCGACCAACACCAUCGUGUGCAAAGCGCAGGGCGAGUGGAACGGCACGCUGGAGUUCACCUACAGCAGCGGGGAGACCAAAGUGAUCGACACGGCCAAGCUGCCCGUGACCAGGAAGAAGCUGCGGCCUGUGGAAAGACAGGGGAGGACGGAAUCCAGGCGGUUGUGGCAACACGUCACCAAGUCGCUGAAGGAAGGGAACAUCGACGAGGCCACGGAGCACAAACACAGGCUGGAGGAGCGACAGAGAGGGGAGGAGAAGCAGAGAGCGGCUGAUAACAAACCCUGGACACCCAAAUACUUCACUAAAGAGGGAGAUGGUUGGAUCUACAACAACCCGCUGUGGAAGUCGACCUGACGGCAGAACACUCUCCUCUCACGGACAAUAGCUGAGCUCCUGCCUCUCCGCGGCGAGGGCGGAGGUCAGGAGGUCAGGCGAAGGGAGCAGCGCCCUCCAGAGACCCAUAGAGCCCAGAGCGACACGCCAACAGUAAAGCAGCAAGGUGCCAAAGGGAUCUCCACUGUUAUAACCCAGACGGUGGCUGGAGCUCUUGGGACAAAGUAAAUUUUUAUAUACAGUUAAUAGUAUUACUAUUCAAAGUAGAGUAUUUCUAUUUUUCACCUUGCCAAGGCCUUUUUUGCACAUGCACAGUAAUGAAGUUUGCCACUGGUGUUUUGCUGUAGGUGUUUCUUUUUUUUUUUUUAAAUGAUCAGUGUUUUCUCAGACAUUGUCGAUGUUCGGUUUCAUGCUUUUAGUUUGUAAAGCAGCGUUAGAAUGAAGCGAUACGAGUUCCCUGUGACACAUAUUACUGUAGCUGUAAGUGUGUUGUUUAUAAAAGCACUUUUACCAUAGAAAGAGAAGAAAUUUCAUAUUUUAUAUCUAUGGCUUUUACCAAUCAGGGUGAUCUCUAAGAGCUUUACAGGAAAUAAGAACACCCAACCAGAUUUAAAAUGAUAUAUAUAUAUAUCAAAUGUACUACAUUAGAUUCUGUGUUAGUAUAUAUUAUUAUACCGUGAGCUACUAGAAAGUAAAGGUCCUGAUUGUUUUGUCUGCACUAUGAAUGUAUUCGGGCACAUUUUAAUAGUAUGCUACUUUUCCAUCGUGUAGCGUUCGCUACUACGCGUGCUUUUUGUGUUUUGCCUUUUUAUUUCGUCACGUCGCUCCAUUUACAGUAUUUCACCGAUCGAGUGGGACGCCGCCGCGUAACAGACCUUUUACAUUUCCAUUACUACCUCUCUUAUCCAGCUAUU